GCAAUAAUAAAAAAAAUCAAAGAGAAAAAAGGGGAAGGGGAAACGAAAAUAGAAGGAAAAGAAAGGUGGCGUAGAGAAAGAGAGAGAGGCAUUCGUCUUCACGAGGAGACGAACUGGUCGCCGGGGGUAGCGUGCGCCUCCAAGGCUCUGAGAUGGGGUCGUCGGAGCUGGAGGACGAGGCGUCGGCGGCGGUGGCGGCACACGCCAACGGGGCCGCGGACGUCCGGCGUAGGAGGGACCAGGCGAAGGAGAUUUUGUCGAAGCAGGCCGUCAAGAUCGCCACCAAGGCGGAGGAGCACGAGCGCUUCAUCUUCAAGCUCACACACUUGAUGGGUGUUCUUGGAUUUGGAACAUUUUGCUACCUCUUGGGUGCCAGACCACAGGAUGUACCGUAUGUGUAUUGCCUGUUCUAUUUCAUAUUCGUUCCGCUACGGUGGAUAUACUACCGCUACAAGAAGUGGCACUACUAUCUCCUGGACUUCUGCUACUAUGCCAACACCUUUCUCCUUGUCAUGAUUCUCUUCUAUCCAAAGGAUGAAAAGCUUUUCAUGGUUUGCUUCUCAUUUGCAGAGGGUCCGCUUGCUUGGGCAUUGAUUGUCUGGCGCUGCAGUUUGGUGUUUAGCUCAUUCGAUAAACUUGUUAGUGUCCUGAUACACCUUUUGCCUGGUAUAGUUUUGUUCACUAUCCGGUGGUGGAACCCACAAACAUUUGCUGCCAUGCAUCCAGAAGGAAGAGCAGCCAGAGUCACAUGGCCAUAUGUGGAGGACAAAUCAUACCUGUGGACAUGGCUAUUUGUUGUUCCUCUGGCUGCUUACACCUUGUGGCAACUUAUGUACUUCCUGAUAGUCAAUGUGCUGCGUCGGCAAAGGCUGUUAAGGGAUCCUGAAGUCAUGACAUCAUACAGGGAGUUGUCAAAGAAAGCACAGAAAGCAAACAACAUCUGGUGGAGGCUGAGCGGAUUGCUUGGUGACAAGAACCGGCCGCUGAUGUACAUACUGCUUCAGGCACUGUUCACGGUGGCAACAUUGGCUUUUACAGUCCCCAUAUUCCUUUCAUACCGGUUGCACUGGAUCUUCCAAAUACUUAAGGUGUGUGCAGCCACAUGGAAUGGUGGAAGCUUCAUCCUGGAGGUGAUGCCUAGGCAGGUGGUCCAGAAGGAGAAGAAGAAACGUGAGAUGAAGCCCACUGAAGAGGCGAACUCGAAGGAACACAUAGACGAUCCGUUGGGUAACCGCCAGCACAUAGCCGAGAAGCAAAGUCAGUGAUGGAACAUGGUGGAAGAUUAGAUUUUGCUGGUUACUGAUACCAUCAUGUUACAUUCUGCGUUCUGUGCAAAAAGUAGCUAGUCAUGGAUUGUGGGACAUUUGAGGGCCGUUCUUGGUGGGAUCUCUAGGUAGUUUGGACUUAUCACCACCAUAGCUGUGAUGCGUGGGAGUUUUUGAUAUGGCCAAAGGAGGUGGUUCAAGUGACACCAGAGCAUUCUAUGCGAGUUUUGUCUGUAGUGUUUUCAAUGGGUUGCAAGCAUGCUUUAAAAUUACAUUUUCCCAUGAUCCGGUUUGGGUGGAAUGCUCUGAUCAAA
Brachypodium distachyon (stiff brome) is the source of this 1579-nucleotide messenger RNA. RefSeq lists its product as uncharacterized. The transcript has 8 exons. The record is from RefSeq and is a predicted model, not a curated record. The coding region runs from base 153 to 1265 and encodes 370 amino acids. Gene Ontology annotation, biological process: phosphatidylcholine biosynthetic process. Lineage: Eukaryota; Viridiplantae; Streptophyta; Magnoliopsida; Poales; Poaceae.